GCGAAAACAAUAUUUUAAUCUAUGGUUAAAACUUAAAAGUUGUAGGUUAUGAUUCUAAAAUAUUGAUUUACCUUAUUCAAAUACAUUAUUUUUACUAAUAAACAUAAUAAAUCAACAAUUAAAGAACAAUGUUAUCUCGUAAUUUAAGAUUUUUGUCGCGGCGCUAUUCUCAGGCGGUUACGUUUAGAACAACAGAAUCUUCACCUUCCCAACAAAACGAGAAUCAGAUAGGAUUGUUUUACACGGUUAACAAUGAUUUAUGUAAACAAUUAUUUGGUCAUGGUGGACUUCCCAAAAGCUACAUGAAACAGACCAAGACUUUUACAGAAACAUCCCUGAUGGUCCGCCUACCUGCCCUAGAUAUAAUUAACUGUAUUAAAGCAACAGAUUUUGACAAACCAGUUAAUCGAUAUGUGUUAUAUGGUGAGAUAGGAGCGGGAAAGUCAUUGACUUUGGCCCACCUACUCCAUUACGCUUAUGAAGAUGGUUAUCUCAUUGUACAUGUUCCUUGGGUAUCUGAAUGGUUACGACGUGUGCCUCGCCACAAAGAGAUGUCAAAUUCACUGACACAAGAAGGACUUGUUGACUUACCUCUUGAUGGUGCAGCAUGGCUACUUCAUUUUAAGAUGCAAAACCAAGUUCUGUUAAAAAAGGGUAAUUUAAAAAUUUCAAAAGAGUAUGUAUGGAGCAAACGUGAGAAGACUCCAGAAGGUGCACCAUUAGCAGAGCUGAUAGAGCAUGGGAUCACACGUGUGAAGUACGCCUGUGACGUCAUUGACGCACUCAUCGGCGAAAUUAAAAUAUUAUCAAAUAGUAAACAAUGCAAAACAUUUGUAGCAAUAGAUGGCUUUAACACAUUUUUCUAUCCUCUCACGAGGCUCAGCACACCAACUAAGAAAAAAGUCGCUUCUGAAGAAGUCACUCUUACUAAGUCAUUUAUGGAACUUACUAAAAAUGAUUGGGUAAAUGGUGUCAUCGUUCUUACAGCAGACCAAUUGGGAGUAUCACAGGAUCAUCAAGACAGUCAUAUGCCUAAAUAUUUGCUGUACAAAAAGGGAUUUGAACACAUAGACCCCUUUGUGCCUGUAGAAGUUGGGAGAUACAGUGAACGGGAAUUUAUGAGUUGUGCCAGUUACUACAGAGACAGGCUUUGGCUGAGGGGCCCGCCUGAAACAGAAAGUGAACUAAAGCUUGCAAGUGCUUGCAAUCCUUAUAAGUUUAUGGAAUUGUGUGCACCUUUAUAAAAAAUAUAUUUAUUUUAUGUUAUAAAUGUAGGCAUUAGUAUUAAAAUGUUUGGUUACUA
This is a messenger RNA of Nymphalis io (European peacock), 1303 nucleotides long. RefSeq names its product 28S ribosomal protein S29, mitochondrial (gene mRpS29). Gene Ontology annotation, molecular function: structural constituent of ribosome. The record is from RefSeq and is a predicted model, not a curated record. Gene Ontology annotation, biological process: apoptotic process. The transcript is spliced from 8 exons. Gene Ontology annotation, cellular component: mitochondrial small ribosomal subunit; mitochondrial ribosome. The coding region runs from base 129 to 1244 and encodes 371 amino acids. NCBI's taxonomy places the organism in Eukaryota, Metazoa, Arthropoda, Insecta, Lepidoptera, Nymphalidae.